Messenger RNA from Saccostrea echinata, 726 nucleotides. Its product is annotated as complement C1q tumor necrosis factor-related protein 6-like. The transcript has 2 exons. Gene Ontology annotation, molecular function: protein binding. Lineage: Eukaryota; Metazoa; Mollusca; Bivalvia; Ostreida; Ostreidae. The record is from RefSeq and is a predicted model, not a curated record. The coding region runs from base 8 to 670 and encodes 220 amino acids.
CGCCACAAUGUUUCAGAUAACGUUUUCUCUAAGCACUUGUCUUUCUUUGAUAGCGAUGGCAUGGUGCAGUUGUCCUUGCAAGAAGAACAUAGAAUAUUACAACAUCUGUAUGAAGUCAGCCCAAAACAGCAACAACGCGUGUGGACUCCACCUUACCGAAUACGAUACGUGUUUGAAGGAAAGAUUUACGCAUUUAGAGUCUAAAGUUGAAUCCCUUGAGCAUUCUCUAAACAGAACAACUCAUCAUGUCUCUUUCAUGGCGGCUCCUGCAACCAAUGUAAAAACCGUCGUAGGGACUCUUGUUUUUGGCAAUGUUCUCACUAAUAAGGGAGGAGCUUACAACGGCAAGACCGGUAUGUUUACUGCCCCUGUAACUGGGACAUACUUCUUCAUGGUCACUAUUGGUCUUCCAGUUCCUUCCACCUCUAAAGGCUCGGACUACUUAAGGAUACAUAUAAUGAAGAACGGCAAAAUAUCCUCCUACUUGUUUAUCGGACCUGAAGGCUUAUGGAUCAAAAGAUCAGAAAAUACCUUACUGGAGCUUUCAAAAGGGGACAAAGUUAAUUUGUUCAUCAAAACCACUGGAAGUGGGUUUCACUACAUUGCUGGAAAGGAUAGCUAUCCUGGUUCAACGUAUCACUCCCACUUCUCUGGAUUUCUAAUCAAUUGAAGUAGUUACUAUUGAAACGAACGAAUAAAUAUGUAAUAUUUACCAAGCAAAUCAUU